Messenger RNA from Chroicocephalus ridibundus (black-headed gull), 366 nucleotides. RefSeq names its product feather keratin Cos2-3. Gene Ontology annotation, cellular component: intermediate filament. Gene Ontology annotation, molecular function: structural constituent of cytoskeleton. Lineage: Eukaryota; Metazoa; Chordata; Aves; Charadriiformes; Laridae. The transcript has 2 exons. The coding region runs from base 61 to 366 and encodes 101 amino acids. The record is from RefSeq and is a predicted model, not a curated record.
CAGCCCAACUCCUCACUCUCUCAUCUACUUCUCUGUCAUCCUUCUCCUUGGGAACCAGACAUGUCCUGCUACAACCAGUGCCUGCCCUGCCGGCCCUGUGGCCCAACUCCACUGGCCAACAGCUGCAAUGAGCCCUGUGUCAGGCAGUGCCAGAACUCGACCGUCAUCAUCGAGCCCUCCCCUGUGGUGGUGACUCUGCCUGGCCCCAUCCUCAGCUCCUUCCCGCAGAACACUGUUGUGGGAUCCUCCACCUCCGCUGCCAUUGGCAGCAUCCUCAGCUGUGAUGGAGUGCCCAUCAACUCUGGGUGCUGUGACCUCUCCUGCAUUACCAGCCGCUACUGUGGCAACAGAUGUCAGCCCUGCUAA